This is a messenger RNA of Hibiscus syriacus, 2197 nucleotides long. Its product is annotated as O-fucosyltransferase 39-like. The coding region runs from base 242 to 1789 and encodes 515 amino acids. Lineage: Eukaryota; Viridiplantae; Streptophyta; Magnoliopsida; Malvales; Malvaceae. The transcript has 10 exons. The record is from RefSeq and is a predicted model, not a curated record.
AGGUGUCCAUGUGAGACGCCAUAAAUAAGGCCUGUAAGUGAGAGAAAGAGAGAGCGAUUCAUGUCAUGUUGGGUGCUUGAGUUGCGCUGCUUCACUUUUUCUGUUGGUUAGAUUUUGUUUUGGCGUUUGCUUAUUUGAGUGGUGCUCACCAUCAAUGCCAAUCAAAGCCAACAAAGAAGAAAACAAAUUGAAGAAAGUGGUCAUUUUGGAGAUCUGUGUUUUUCAGCUUUAAGGGGAAAAAAUGAUGAGGUUUAAUUGUCAUCGGCCUCUUAGAAGAGAAGCAAUUGCUGGGUUAUUUCUGUUGCUUUUCCCAGUUCUUUUCCCUUGUUUGUUUACUCCAUUCGCCCAUUCUUCCCCUUCUACAUUCUCGGAAUGGAAUGUUCCUAAACCUCGACAUUUAUCUUUACUCAGGAGUGCCUUAGAACGUGAAAAUUCCAACGGAGAGAAGUCUGAUCUCUGGACUCCUUUGGCCGACCAAGGGUGGAAACCGUUUCUUGAAUCCGUAAAUGCCCCCCCAGCAUUGCCACAGAAAUCUGAAGGAUAUCUUCAGGUAUUUCUUGAUGGUGGACUCAACCAGCAAAGAAUGGGGAUAUGCGAUGCUGUUGCGGUUGCUAAAAUACUGAAUGCAACACUUGUGAUCCCACAUCUUGAAAUAAAUCCCGUUUGGCAAGAUUCAAGCUCAUUCAUGGAUAUAUUUGAUGUGGAUCACUUUAUUAAUGUAUUGAAGGAUGAUGUUUCAAUCGUCAAUGAGUUGCCGGAUGAAUUCUCUUGGAGCACAAGGGAGUAUUAUGCCACUGCUAUUCGGGCCACCAGAAUUAAAAGAGCACCUGUUCAUGCAUCUGUAAACUUUUAUCUUGAGCAUGUCUUACCUGUGUUACAGAGUUAUGGGAUUGCUGCGAUUUCUCCAUUCUCUCACCGGUUAUCUUUUGACAACUUGCCGAGUGAGAUCCAGAAACUACGUUGUAAAGUCAACUUUAAAGCUCUUGUGUUUGUUCCUCACAUCAGAGAACUUGGAGAUGCCAUUGUCCAUCGCCUCAGACAUCCUUCUGGUGAAAGUGAAGCAGUUAGCAGUAACUAUCUUGGGGAGACCACGGAUCAAUAUGACAAGAAAAAGCCACAGAAAUUUGUUGUGUUACAUCUUCGGUUCGAUAAGGAUAUGGCAGCCCAUUCGGCCUGUGAUUUUGGUGGGGGUAAAGCCGAAAAAUUGGCUCUGGCCAAGUAUCGACAAGCAAUGUGGGGAGGGAGGGUUCUCAAUUCUCAGUUUACCGAUGAAGAGUUGAGAAGCCAGGGGCGAUGUCCGUUGACUCCUGAAGAAAUCGGACUGCUGCUAGCAGCUUUGGGUUUUGACAAUUGUACCCGACUUUAUCUUGCUUCACACAAGGUAUACGGUGGGGAAGCUAGGAUUUCCACCCUACGUGAGCUGUUUCCGUUGAUGGAAAACAAAAAGAGGCUUGCCUCUUCAGAGGAAAGGGUUCGUAUAAAAGGAAAGGCUUCUUUGUUAGCUGCGGUCGAUUACUAUAUUGCUAUGCAUAGUGACAUCUUCGUCUCUGCGUCUCCUGGGAACAUGCACAAUGCAUUGGUCGGACAUCGAACUUUUGAGAACAAGAAGACCAUAAGGCCAAAUAUGGCUUUGUUGGGCCAACUCUUUCUUAACAAAAACAUUUCGUGGUCGGAGUUCCGUCAGUUAGUGGCGGAAGGGCACCAAAACAGACUAGGGCAACUCAGGUUAAGGAAACCAAAACAGUCCCUAUAUACAUACCCGGCGCCUGAUUGCAUGUGCCGAGCUUAAGUCCCUAGAAGUCAGCUAUCGUUAUGCUAAAGGAAGUGAGACUACUUUCAAUAUCUUAUUGAUUUUAUUACUGCAGCUAAUAUUUUCUGCUUUUGCUAUUGAUAUCAUGAAUAAGCCGUCGGCCCGAUUUCUUUCCCUUAGAUAUAUGCAUUACAUUUAGUGUUCUUAGUAGAUAACUGUUGUAUCGUAUCGACGGUGGUAUUUCUAUUGAGAAUGGGGUUGUUGGCAUCAAACUUAUUGCGGAUCCUAUUUAGUAUGGACCGUGGAGAGGAGUAUGUAACAUAAAUUGUCGUCGGAUCUCGGCUUUCUUUGUCGCAUAGCUCUACCGGUGAAGCUGUCUGUACAACCUUUGUUUUAUGUAUUGGAAUUACAUCAAACGUCUAUGUUUAUGCAACAGACUUGUUGAGA